CGCUCGCUUAAAAUUUCUCCAGUUGAAGCAAAAAUGAAAAAAAAAUGUCGUUACACAAAUAACGGUGAAUUCGAAAGGACUUUUGAACGUAGCUAGGAUUAACGUGCUACUUGACAAUCUUGGAAUUAAAGAUGUAUCGAGUAAAUUAAACGCUUUUUGCUUUAAUAACAGAAAAGAAAAGCUUUAGAGAUCUGUUUUGCUUUUGUUUGUUAAUAAAAUUUUUUUUUGAUCAAAGGAACUUGAUGGUUUCGGGUCUCUUCAAUAAACAGGCGAAAAUCUGUUCGAUUACGUGCUUCAUCUCUGAUCUUGCUGAAGCUUGGUUGAGGGUAUUCGCAAACAAUGCUGGGCAGACACAGGCGCAAUGAGCACUUUGGGUAUUAGAUACUUAAAAGCAAAAUCCUUUAAAUCUACUCAGCUGCGCAGUGUGAUUUACACAAGGCUUACUCGGCAAAGGUUUGUGUAAUUGAAAUUAUUAAGAUAUUGUUCAUAAUUGAGGUAUAGCUUUUCAACCAAUCAUAUUGAUCCAUAAGUUAGCGCCUCGUCUCCAUGACGUUUGUUGCGGCGUCACGUGAUUGACAACAAGCAAGAGGGCAAUAAAUAAGUGCUUGACGACAUUGAGAGCGAUUUGACCUGAAUUAACGCGCCGAAGUGUUUUAAAAAAUCGUCUUCCUUUUUGGCGAAACUAUGAGUAUCAACUGCUCCUGCUGAGAAAGCAUAACUAUGUCGGCUCACAGUAGCGGUCUUCUGCCUCCGGAUGAGUUGGCAGAUUUACACAUUUUUGUCGUUCCCUUGGAUCUGUGGCUCGAAAAAUACCGAACAGCCUUUAACAACAUCGCUUUGGAGUCCGUUUCUGCUGGAUUUGUCCGGGUUCAGCCGUAUAUUUCUUUAAACCAUCUACGAGAUCACAUCGAGGAACAACUAGGACCAGAAGUUGUUCCAGAAGACUAUAUAUUCUUGAGAUCUGUUGGAAGAUGUAUGGCCGUGGUCAAAGAAAAUCAAGAGCGUUUGCUCAAAGCCAAGGACUUUUUACCACCUGUGGCUUAUAGUCCAGAAAUAUUUAUCCUUCCUGGAACUCAUGACACCUUUGCAAGGCCAGCAGAGAAUGCUACCAAUACCAUUAUACAAACUCAUGGCUUCACAACUGCUGGUAUGGCAUCCAUUCAGCCUCAUCAGCUUCCCCCUGCAGGGUUUAUCCAGCAACCAUUUGUUCAUCAAAAUGUGCUUCCAGGUGGUUAUAAUAACCCUCACCAAUCUACAUUACAAGGAGAGCCAAAUGGUUCUCUCAAUCGUGUUGAGAAAAGUGGCGGAUCUCGAAAGUCUGUUUCAGAAGAUGAGGGAAGCAGUGACCAUGAGAGAACACAAGACGAUGGGGAUCAAGAGAAUGGCAGGAGAUGGCAAUCAUUAGAAGACAGAAGUGGUGGAUCCUCGGAGAAUGAUGGUGGAUUAGAGGAUGACAGAAAAGAACGUAAGAAAAAACAGAAAAAGGAAAGUCAGAAUGAAAAACCACAAGACAACUCGUCCACUCCUGCUGCAUCCAAGUUGAAAAAGAACAAAAUACAGAAGAAAGGAAGCAGCAGUUCAGAUGGAAGUAAUCAAUCAGAAACCAAAAGUGUGAAGUUUAUUCAACCAGAGGUGUAUCAGACUCUGACUGUUCCUGGUCAAAAUGGGGCAGGGGUGUCUCCCCCAACACCUAUUCCAUCUGGGCGUGUCAUUUCAUCGCCAUUUCCAGGCCAAGAGGCUGAACAAGUCAUAGCUCAUUCUAGAAAUGUGGAUUCUACUGAUAUACAUGCAAGUAAGGAUAAUCCAAGUGGUAAAAUAGAUGAGAAAGGUGCAGCUGAUUUAAAUAGGAAGAAAAAGCCUGCUGAUUCCAAAGGAGGGAAAAAGAAAAGGAGAGACAGAUCGCGAUCACCUUCUGUUGAGCGAACUCAAUCCAAAGAACAGAAUGGUCAAAAGGAAGAUAGUAGAUAUGUUAUUUAUGAGGUUACCAAUGAUUCAGCUGUGUAUGGUGAAGUGACAAUGAGUCGUGUAGAUACGCCUCCAAGUUUAAGUGAAGUGGAAGAGAGAUCCAAGUUUGUUCAGUUCCCCUCUCCAGCCAAAGGAGCAAGAAGGCCAACACUGCCUGAUGAACUGGAGCAUGACAAUGCUAUUGCAAAUGGAUUACAAGACUUGAAUGCG
Pocillopora damicornis (cauliflower coral) is the source of this 2175-nucleotide messenger RNA. RefSeq lists its product as uncharacterized. The record is from RefSeq and is a predicted model, not a curated record. NCBI's taxonomy places the organism in Eukaryota, Metazoa, Cnidaria, Anthozoa, Scleractinia, Pocilloporidae.